AUUACUCUUAUUGAUCUAUAUGUGCUUAUAUUGGAUUAUUUGAACUGUUCUUGAAGCUUCAAUGAGCAUAAACUUGAAGAAUUUUUUGAAUCACUAGGGCUGUUUACUCCAAGUAAAUAAAUCAUAGAGGUUUGGAUAUCAGUGAUGAUUGUCAUAAGGUCAUAAAUGAAAUAAAAAUGUAAAGUUUCAUUUUAAACAACUUGUUUACUAGUAAAUGUAAUACUAUAUUCCCUAUACUAUAAAAUAGUAAAGCGUCUUAGAAUCUUAAAGAGAAGAAAUUAUAAUAAUAAAUGUUUUAAUAUCAUACAAAGUCAUUAUGUAUUGAUAAAGUUAACAACUUGGAGGCUAAAUAUUUGGGUGUUAUUUGGUAAAUGCCUCUGAGGGCCCUCAUUAAAAAUGAUAUGCCCAUGUUAUUUAUAUUUUUGAGUUGUCACAAGACUCCUAAAUGUAAAUGUGUUUAAUCUACAAAACUGUAUUCAACAUAGUUUCUAGUUUAUAUAACCCUGGAACUACCGCCGUUAAAAUGUGAAUUCUUUAUUCAAGUAUAGCGGGACUGCAAAAGUGGGCUUUACACUGGUAACUUAUUUGCUGUAGCUGAAUGGCAGGAGCAUUAUUAAGCAAUAGAGCACAAGAGGGAGUGUGUGUGAUGGCAAAAACAUCACAGCUGCUGGUCAUGGGCUGCACAAGCUGAAGACGAAAGAACAGUUUUGCAUUCUCAUAGAAAUGGAAACAAAAUUUAUAAAGUCAAGUAAAAUCUAUUUACUAGUCAAAAAACUUAAACAACAAAAACAUACAUGUUGUUUACAGUAAAUAUGCUACAAGAAAGUUUCAAAUAUAAAGUAUUCAACUAAGCUGUAUAAUUUUGUAUCAUGUUUUGUCCACCAACCAGAGAGAAAAAAUAGGAUCUUUUUAAAUUGUCAUCUUUAUCCUUGUACAGCACUGUGUAAAAGCACCUAACCACUUUGUUUAAACAUUUAUCUGGGCAUUAAGUGAGUGUUUGCCAGUAAACACCAGAUAACGUUAGAAUAAAAUUAAACAAUAAAAAAUUGUAUUAAGACGUUACAAGAAAAAAAUCUUGUGAGCUACUUCAAAUAACUCAGGUUUUGUUUCUUCUGCUCUCCAGCCAUUGCAUAGAUUUGUUUCAGUUCCAUCAACAUUACUUGCAUUAAUUUAAUGGAUUCUAUCGUGUCUCUAUCCUAUUUAUCAGUUGUUUUGCAAUUCUCUAUUGUUCUGCAAUUCUUUGUCCUAUCUAUUGUUCCGCAGUUGUGUACAUAUCUAUCUCUAUCUAUCUGUUGUUCUGCCGUUCUCUAUCUAUCUGUUUGUAGCAAGGCAUGUGUUACCCCAGGCUCAAGGAGGACGCUGGAGGCAGGAUUCCUGCUCUUUUUAAAGGUGCUCACCAGAGCCGAGAGGGAACGAGUACCUAGCUAGCUGGCAGCUCAGCUCGUCGGAGCUCGGGACUCACUCCUUGCUCUGGUGUCUCUCAUGGCUGGCACCAGCGUCCUCGUCGUCCUCCCGCCAUCACUCUUGUGCCUCGCGUCCGUCGGUGGAGCUCGGGCUUUGCGCUCUGCCCCCUCCACACUCGCGGCUCUCUCCCCGGUGUCCUUGCUGAGGUUCGUCGCCGCUGAGCGUUUGGGCCCCGCCUUCCUCUCGGCCGUCGUCGCCGGGGCCUGCCGCACUAUUGUUCUGCGAUUUUCUGUCUGUCUGUCUAUCCUACAGCCAGCCAAAACGAUUGUGAUAACCGCAAGCUAUUGCUGUGGCUGAGCUUCAGAAUGGUUUUAAGCAAGCUAACAGUAGGACCUUUCUCCUUUGUCCUAUGUGCAAGAAGACUAAUUGGAGCAUUCCAGUUCCUCUCAGGUGAUCAUGCAUGAAGAAUUCCUCAGAAGCUGACAUUCUGGCUGUGGUGGAAUCUGCCAAGAGAGCUGCCAGCAAUUUGAUGCGUACUGGCCGUGUCUGGGAAUACUCUCUCCUCAGCAGGAUCAUGAAGAGCCCUGACCCUAUUGGCAGGAUGAUCGAGGAGCUGCAGAGCAGAGGAAAUGCUGUGGUUGGCAUCCCAACUAAAGAACCAGCUCCUGCUGUUCCAGCUGUUCCAGAUACUAAAUAUGUGCAUAUAUCUGGGGGUUACACAUUGAGAAACUGGGUACUUCAACCAUGGGGUCGCUCCUCCCGGAUUCUCAAUCCAACUUGACAUUUUGACCUAAAAUCUAUCAGCAUGUGAGUAUGGUACAGGAUUCAUAAAGAUUUAACAGGGGUUGCCAUUCUAACCAAUUUAGGCUGAACAAAUUCUGAACCUGGCAAAGACUGGCUAAUUUGACCUAAAAUCUCUCAGCCUGUGAGUAUUCUUACAUAUUUGGAAAAUAUUCAUCACAAGCUUUCCAAAGUUACUAAAUAUGUGUAUAUAUCUGGGUGUUACACAUUGAGAAGCUGGGAACACCCAUCCUGGGGUUGCUCCUCCCUCUUGUCACCUCAUUGGCCCCACUGGACCACAGCCAUCAUCCAACCAGGUGAUAGCCCAGUCAAGUGGGGGGCGUGUACUUUUUGUUUACAGUAGCAUAUAAGCAGCUGGUUUGAGCUUCCCAAACCACCUCUGAUCCUUGUCUUGCCAAGAUCAGCGACCUACUUGACCUUCUUGACCUUCUCUGCUCCAGUGACCAGCAAUCUUCUCGACUGAGAUGGCUUCUUCUGCUGCUUCUUCUUCUGCUGCUGCUUCUGCUGAGCAACCUCGCAGUAGGAACUUUCUCCUGUGUCCUAUUUGCAAGAAGACUCAUUGGAGCCUUCCAGUUCACCUCAGACGAUCCUGCAUGAGGACCUCGUCAGAAGCUGACAUUCUGGCUGUGGUGGAAUCUGCCAAGAGAGCUGUCAGCAAUCUGUUGCGCACUGGUCGUGUCUGGGAGUACUCUCUCCUCAGCAGGAUCAUGCAGAGCCCUGAUACUAUUGGCAGGAUGAUCGAGGAGCUGGAGAGCAGAGGAAACGCUGUGGUUGGCAUCCCAACUGAAGCCCCGACUGCUGCUGUUCCAGCUGUUCCUGAUGUUCCUGUCGAGGCUCCGGCUGAGUCCAGCUCAGAAAGCUCUGGGGAACUCUAUCAGUGCCCUGAUACAACCAAGCAGGGAACUUCCCUUAGGGAGAGGAUGGCAAGUUUGGGCUACUACAAGAAGCACUCGCUAGACCAUGAUCUCCUUGUCAGCUUCGCAAAGUUUCUACAGUUUGACAUGUCGAACGAAAACUUCAAACAGGAGGUGGAGAAUGUUGCAAGGUUCCUGUACUUCAUGGACCCUCAGCAGGCCAGUCUCCUGUUUGUGCGACAGCAUGAGAAGUCCCGAGAGUAUUUCCUCAAGCUCUCAGAGGCCGGACUCAGCAAGCAGACGGUACAGAAUUACAUCAAGAGUGUUAAAAGGUUCUUGAAGUUCCACACGGGCAGCACUGACCUGUGCUUCACGGACAGAGUUCUGCACGAGGACUGCAAGAACUACAUCUCAUUCCUGGACAACAUCCAGAUGGCAACUUCAAAACAAGUCAGCAAGGAGACGACCAGGAAGAGAUUCGACACCUUCCAGGAGGGUGUUCUCUCUUCAACGCAGGUCACUGCCGUGCUGGCCGCUGCCAAGAAAGACUUCCUGGCUGUCAUUGGGAAGCUGCAUGCGGGAGAGUGCUCUCCAGGCCAUCAGCUGACCCUGACAGAGUUGCAGCUGGUCCUCUAUUACCUAGAGGCCAUUGUGAUUCUGGACCAUGCCCAGCGGCCUGGAGUUGUUGAGCACAUGACUGUCACGGAAUGGAUCAGCCGAAGGAGAGAUGACACUCGUCCUGGUUUCGUUGUGGUUUCCACUCAGGUGGCCACCUUUGUUCUUACCCAGGAGCAGGAGAUGUGGUUCGAUCUCUACUUCUCGGAGGUGCGCCCAGUCAUGCUGGGAAAAAAGAGGAAGCGCGUUGAGGAUGACGAUGAGACUGAUGAGAGGUUCUUCAUUUCCUCCACUGGCAAAGCCAUCUACAACGCCUCCAAUGACCUGGAGCGGCUGCACAAGAAAUAUCAGGUGCCGAAGGUGACCAGCCAGAUGGCCAGACGGGCAUAUGAGACAGCAACGAAGGAGCUGUCCGAUGUCCAAAAGACGAAGGUGGCCGGCUACCUCACCCACUCUACGGCCACAGCAGAGAAGCACUACCGGAUGAAGGAGAUAGGCUCAGCGGUAGAUGCUUUCCUGAUCCUGAGGAAUCUCCGGGGUGAUUCAGAUAGUGACCAGAGCGACACACCCAGGGGUUCCUCGGCAUACCUGACCGACCAAGCUGCUUAUGACAAGUUGCUCCGGUCAUAUCCAGUGACGUUGGACGGGGUGCCACCCAACCGCUCUCAGCGAAAAUCCCUGGCAGGGGAGUAUGAACGCUACUGCUAUGACCGCUGGCGUAGCGAACAGCUCGAGCGUCGGGUGCAGCAUGUUCUUGAGCACUUUGCCCGUAGACUGCCCUCUGAGUCCAGAGUCAAGGCCUGGAUUGAGAAGCAAGGGUGGUCUGCAAACCUUCCAGAUGCUGCAUCCAUCGUUCAGCAGUGGAAGCCAUCUGGGGGCAUCGAUGUUGCAAUGGACAGUGUUGUGCUGCAGAAGUUUACAAAAUGUAAAAUAGCUGUAAAAUGACUGUAUUUGCAUUGUACUCAUCCCAACUUCUGGUUCCUGUCACCACCACUGUGUCUGGGGGCUAAGGACACACUAACAUGGUGAUGUGACAGACAUAUAUCUUGGGCUGGUUUAAGCUUCUGAAGGGCGGGUUUUAGACUGACUUUGGGCUGGAUAUUUUUCUAGGACCUGGCAACCCUGCUGAGCGGAGCUGCGUUGUUCAGAGGCUUCACGAAGCUGGGAACGUUGUCGAAUUCAUACCGUAAGUCGCCCGCGCUUAGUAAAAAGCUCGGUCGCGCUGUCUGCACUAAAGGUUCAAGCGCGCGCAUAAACCGCGUUUUACGGUAACAGCUCGCGCUUUCAGUACAGAUGUUUAAAAUAGGAGAAAACAUCUGGUCUUCCAGCCUAAUAAAGACAACUAAAGCAAGUCUAAUACACACAUGUCCCAGAAAUAAGACGCACGUGGAGCAGAGAAACACGUGAGAAAUGAGCAUAUGAGCUGUUAUUAGACAGUCUGUACAGCGCGUAUUCGGCUCUGUACAGACCACAACUUGAAGUCCCAUGAAACAGGCGAAUCAGAGUGCAGACCACCGUAUUCCUGAAGACCCCUCUCUCUGGAGUGAUAGUACAGUAGUCAUGUGCAUUAAUGACAUGUUGGGUUGUAGAUGUUCAUUUGG
Messenger RNA from Pygocentrus nattereri (red-bellied piranha), 5275 nucleotides. RefSeq lists its product as uncharacterized. The transcript has 15 exons. NCBI's taxonomy places the organism in Eukaryota, Metazoa, Chordata, Actinopteri, Characiformes, Serrasalmidae. The coding region runs from base 2670 to 4619 and encodes 649 amino acids. The record is from RefSeq and is a predicted model, not a curated record.